GCGCGCGCGUCAGGAAGAUGGCGCUGCGUCUGCUGUGGAGAGCGCCACGCGGAACGGCGGCGGCGGCGCUGCCGAGGCUGAAACCACUUCUGGCAGCUGAUGUGCCCAGGGUUGGAUACAGUUCCUCCUCCAAUCACAAGUACAUUCCCCGGAGAGCAGUGCUCUAUGUACCUGGAAAUGAUGAAAAGAAAAUAAAGAAGAUUCCCUCCUUGAAUGUAGAUUGUGCGGUGCUCGACUGUGAGGAUGGUGUUGCUAUGAACAAAAAGAAUGAAGCUCGAUCGAGAAUAGUAAAAACUCUUGAAGACUUUGAUCUGGGCCCAACUGAAAAGUGUGUGAGGGUCAACUCGGUGUCCAGCGGUCUGGCCGAAGAAGACCUGGAGAUCCUCCUGCAAUCCCGGGUCCUUCCUUCUAGCCUGAUGCUGCCAAAGGUCGAAGGUCCUGAAGAAAUCCAGUGGUUUUCAGACAAAUUUUCAUUCUACUUAAAAGGCCGAAAACUUGAACAACCUAUGAAUUUAAUCCCUUUUGUGGAAACUGCAAUGGGUUUGCUCAAUUUUAAGACCGUGUGUGAAGAAGCACUAAAGACCGGACCUCAAGUGGGUCUUUUCCUAGAUGCUGUUGUUUUUGGAGGAGAAGACUUUCGAGCCAGCAUAGGUGCAACAAGUGGUAAAGAAGCCCAAGAUAUUCUGUACGCCCGACAAAAGAUUAUUGUUAUAGCGAAGGCCUUCAGUCUGCAGGCCAUAGAUCUGGUGUACAUCGACUUUCGAGACGGAGAGGGGCUCCUCAGGCAGUCCAGGGAAGGAGCCGCAAUGGGGUUUACCGGUAAGCAGGUGAUACACCCUAACCAAAUUGCCGUGGUUCAGGAACAGUUUUCUCCUUCCCCUGAAAAGAUUAAGUGGGCUGAAGAACUGAUCGCUGCCUUUAAAGAACAUCAACAAUUAGGAAAGGGAGCCUUUACUUUCCAAGGGAGUAUGAUCGACAUGCCAUUACUGAAGCAAGCCCAGAACAUUGUUACGCUUGCCACAUCCAUCAAGGAAAAAUGAUCUGUUAAAUGAAGCUCUCAUCAGGUGGGCUGAACAUAUACAGUGGGUUUCUUAAAGACAAACCAUAAUACUCAAGGCAACUUGUUAGUAUGCCAGAUUGGAACCUUUCUCCAUUUACAGUUCAUGGUAAUCACAAUUUUUUGUUGUUGUUAUCUCACUGGCCAGUUGUUCCUCUAAAAAUGAACUUUCUUCUUUUUGGUUCCAAGCUUAUGAUUUUAUUGCUCAUGAAUGUGUUGCAAAUAUGCACUUACGAUUUCACAGGGAGAUAAAAUCGUGGCGAGAGAUGGGCUGAAGGGAUGUUAGGUCUUUAAUGAAACAGAUCUUUUCCGAAUACGUAUGCUCCCUUCACAUUUCUCACGUUAGAUGUUUCCCCUGUCGUUCAUUUGUUCACUCAACACUGUAAAUAAUUUUAAGGCCAGUCUUAAAAAAAAAAUAGUAACUACCCAAAGGGGUUGCGUUUAGUCCUAGAAAUCUGAUAAAACAAGAGAUGGCAUAGAAAAGUUAAGUAUCGUUUUUGUUCAUACAGAUACCUUGUAAAAAUAAAUCUUCAAAACCUUACUCUUAACCUCCACCUCCCCAAAUGAAACACCCAUACAUAUGGGCUCUAGGUAAGGACUAUGAAAGCCUUCAUCCUGGGUGAAUGCUUUGGGUCAACAGUUACCAGCAAUUAAAAAAAAAUGUGCAGAAACACAAGACCAUCUAUUCUCUCCCUUAAUUUCCCCAUUUAACUGUUUGCCAUUGAGGCCAUUCCCCCCCUGCAAAUGUAUGGCUGGAACAGGCCCCCUCAGCAAUAAACUUGUAGCCUCUAAGAAGACACAAUGGGGCAGAUCUGGUGCAUAUGGUCCCCUGCGAGAUUUGCAUCACAUUAGAGAUGCUGCUGCAGGUCAUAUGGGUGGUGUGGUUAACGGGCUUAGUAAAGCUGUUUUGAAGAGGUUAACCCAGCUUGUAGUAAGGGUAAAUAAACAUAACAACCAGCCAUUCUUCCCUAUUCAGCAUGUGCUCUUAUAUUGAAGGCUAAAGGGUAUUGAAGCUGGGAAGGAUCAACUUGUGUUUGCCAGAGGACGCCAAUGAAAUUUGAAACACCAACAAUCAGAGAUUUUGUUUCUGCUCCUCAUUAAAUCAUGCGCUUUUGUGUUGAGACUCUGGACGACCGUUCUUUAAGAAAUUAACAGAAUGGGAAGUUUUAAACUCUACACCAACCUUUUCAUGACCUACACAGCAGCAAAGCUGCUAC
This is a messenger RNA of Lynx canadensis (Canada lynx), 2274 nucleotides long. It is a transcript of the gene CLYBL, whose product is annotated as citramalyl-CoA lyase. Gene Ontology annotation, molecular function: (S)-citramalyl-CoA lyase activity. The record is from RefSeq and is a predicted model, not a curated record. The transcript is spliced from 8 exons. Gene Ontology annotation, biological process: regulation of cobalamin catabolic process. Lineage: Eukaryota; Metazoa; Chordata; Mammalia; Carnivora; Felidae. The coding region runs from base 18 to 1040 and encodes 340 amino acids.